Cladocopium goreaui is the source of this 1148-nucleotide messenger RNA. The record is from the annotation of a GenBank genome assembly. Lineage: Eukaryota; Dinophyceae; Suessiales; Symbiodiniaceae.
CGGCACCAACAUGCCCGCCCCAAAACGCAUACAUGCAAUUCUUCCUAUAUCUUGCGCGUGUAGGGUUUGGGAUGCCUGGCGGGUGCAUCCUGAAUGUUCCAUGUAAAGCAAGAAUUGAUUUCGUUUUCCUUCGGGCCAGCAACACUGGCUUAGCGCUGAAGAUUCAAUUACAAAAGGCAGUAAGAUGGGGAGACCAGUGCUUAAAGCACAGGGGUAUUGACUGAUAUUGCCAGGCGUUCAUUGCUUUCCUUGAAUGCAUUUCUACAUGUUGAAAUCUAAGCGUGAAGGUUCCAAUUUUUUGUGGCUGGUGCCACUGGUCUCGCCAUGGCGGGGCAUACGUGCAUGCAUUGCAGCUUCAUCGGUGAGCGGGGCAAAUGCGAACGGCCCGGCACACAUCAUGCACCCUAUUGUCCGAGAUUUCUGGCGCGCUGCAAGUUCUGCAACUGCAGGGGCGGCUACGAACGUGUUACGAAGGAGCAUGGCCAGCAUCGAAGUUUCUGUCCACGCUUUCGAGGCAAGUGCAAAAUGUGCGGGGUGACUGGGGCCUACGAAGAAAUCGCAAUGACGAGCCCUUUCCACAAGACUUUCUGUGAGAGGUUCUCAGAGAGGUGCCAUUUUUGCGGUGCUCCUGAUGGUGCAAUCCAUGGUGGUCAUCACCAGGUGAAAUGCUCCCGCUUUCGUGGCGAGUGCAAACAUUGCAAUUUGGUGGGAUCGUCAUGGUAUGUGACGACGCAUGGCCGACAGCAUGCAGAGGGAUGUCCACGGCGAUGGGAUGGUGGACUGGAGCUGCAGCUCGAUGAAGACACACGGCCCCGAACAUCAUCUGUUCUGGCUUCUGUGUGAAACAGGCUUGUUCCGCUUGUCCUGCGUCAUGACGCCCUGCAGGUGCUUAUAGGAAAAAAAGCUUGGGUCACGGGCCGGCCAAAGAAUUUUCGCCGCAACUGUGACAAGAAUGUUUGUCCCAAAGACGGACUUUUGUGCCAUGGGUUUCAAGUUUCAAUCGGAUUUAAUUGCAGAGUUUGCCAUAAGCUCAAGGCUCUUCAUGGCUCAUGGUGCACUUUUUUCCAAGCUGAACCCAAGACAAUGGUCAGAAUGUGUUUCUCCAAAGGAGAAAAUUAAGGAGCAUAAUCAGGAAAGCAAUUCAAAAA